Messenger RNA from Oppia nitens, 2771 nucleotides. It is a transcript of the gene inaE, whose product is annotated as diacylglycerol lipase-alpha-like. Gene Ontology annotation, biological process: lipid metabolic process. The transcript has 7 exons. The record is from RefSeq and is a predicted model, not a curated record. Lineage: Eukaryota; Metazoa; Arthropoda; Arachnida; Sarcoptiformes; Oppiidae. Gene Ontology annotation, cellular component: postsynaptic membrane; dendrite membrane. The annotation marks the transcript as partial.
UGACAAACCGUGUGUUUAUUCAACAACUUUAAGUCAAUAGAAAUGAUGUGAUUUUGUUUGAAUAGCAGGCAUUGGAGGUUUAGCGAUGUAAACGUUGAUCACAAAUGCCGGGACUCAUUAUAUUUAAGCGCCGGUGGUCUGUGGGCUCCGAUGACCUGGUCGUACCCGCAUCCAUAUUAUUGGUCAUUCAUAUGAUCUGGCUAAUAAUAUUGUCCACAGCAGCCAUCACUUGGAAUCCAUACCGUUGUCAAAGUUAUCUAUACUUUACAUUGGGUUAUAUUGUGAUACUUAUCGGCUGUAUUAUAGUCGAGGUAUUCAUAAUAUGGCUAUCGAUGAGAGGAUCCAUUCUGAAUAACGCUCCGAGAAGUUCAAUGAAAUAUCUACUUUACAUAAGACUCGCCAUAAUUUUAGUUGAGAUUUUAUGGAUGAUAUUGACAACAAUGCAUAUUCGCAAAUAUUACGAUUCAUACGGACCCGUAUGUCAUAAGAUUUCUGGUGUUGAGGCACUCUUUGGUAUGACUGUCUGUAAUUUGGUUGUCAUCGCUAUUGUCUUUAUAACGAUGUGGUGUUCAUACGAUACGGCCGGUCGCUCGUGGGUUAAGAUGAAAGUCUAUCAAAACAGCUUAAAAGAGGGACAAUCAAAGUUUAGAUAUCGACGCUCAGGUAAUAGUCAACGCAAUUGGAGGCAUCGAAUUGCUAUAAGAGAAUAUCAGGACAGUUGGGACAGAAGGUGUCGGUUAUUAUUUUGUUGUGUCGGGAAUUCCGAUCGCCAACAGAACUCGUUUACCGAAAUAGCAAAACUCUUGUCUGAAUUUUUUCGAGACUUAGAUGUCGUGCCUUCCGAUGUGGUCGCAGGACUUAUGCUAUUAAGAAGACAUCAAAAACAUGAACAGAGAGUCAUUGUUGAUAAACGACAGAACAAUACAUUUCAGUUCUUGUCCGGAGUUGCCAUCACUUCUAAUACAAAGUUUCUUGACGUCAAUCAUCCGAUAGUAGCCGAAGAAAUACAAACUUUAAUACAUUUUUUGCACUACGGAUUAGCGGUUUACGGGUGGCCUAUCUUUGUGAUGAUGAAUAGCGCCACCGGCUGUUGUCAGCUAUUUCCUCACAUGAAGUGUUGUCCUAAGGCGUCAUUUUGCUGUUUUGGUUGUCUGUCAGCGACAAAACAAAAGGCAGAGUCUGAUGACAUUGCUGUCGAUGACAACUGUUGUCAAUGCAAUUAUGCGGCGCUUAAGAAGAUGUGCCAAACGCACAAUUAUGAGCUCAUUUAUGCUACAUAUCACGUGGCCAUUGGAGAACCACCUUUUUUCGUAGCUCUUGAUUAUGAUAAAAGAGCGGUUGUUAUCAGUGUUAGAGGAACUCUAUCUCUUCACGAUGUCAUAACUGAUUUGAACGCUGAGGGAGAGCUACUUCCUACUGAUCCCAUACAUGAAGACUGGUUGGGACAUAAAGGGAUGGUUGAAUCAGCUGUUUAUAUAAGAAAUAAGUUGAAAGUAGAAGACAUACUUAAUAAAGCACUGAAUUAUGACCCGGAAAAGGGCACUCAAACAUUCAAUAUAAUACUAGUGGGACAUUCAUUAGGUGCGGGAACUGCCGCUAUUUUGGCCAUUUUGCUCAAACAAGAAUAUCCUGAUUUAAUAUGUUUUGCAUUUGCACCGCCCGGUGGGCUAUUAAGCGCAUCCGCACUGGAGUAUACAAAAGAGUUUAUCAUUUCAGUUGUCUUAGGCAAGGAUGUGGUGCCGCGACUUGGUUUGCAUCAAAUGGAAACCUUGCGCUACGAUCUUAUCCAAGCUAUCAAACAGUGUUCAGAACCAAAAUGGAAGAUAAUUGGUGGCAGAUGUUGCUGUCAAAGGAGUGAUACCAAAAUUGGUAUUAAUUGUGAUGAUAUCAGUGACGGCCAAAUCUCUAAAGAGCUAUCCUCUCAUCCAAUUGACGAUUCAAUUGCCCUAACAGUACAUUUACCUCUUUAUCCUCCCGGAAGGAUCAUUCAUUUAGUAAGAAAUCACCCGAAAAAGGCUGAGAAAGUUGUCGGCAAAAAGGAGCCAAUAGUACAGGCAUUAUGGGCUGACAAUACAAACUUUAGUGAAAUACUCAUAUCUCCGGUAAUGAUUCAGGACCACAUGCCGGACAAGAUGUUGGAAGCACUCGAGUCACUACUAGUACACACGGGACCCGCUAAACCUCAACGAAAGCCAUUACAAGAUAAUACAAACGUCCAAAAUCUUCCUCAGAGUAGACCCGACAAAAAUGUCAAAGUUUUAAAAAAAGAAAGUUUUCCAUUGGAACCAAUUGAAAGUUCACAGAAUAUAGUCAUAGAAACCAGUUUUACUGAUUCGCCACUUGUUGUACAAAACAUUCAAAAUGCCAAACAUAUUAAUAGUAGGUCUGUCCGUCCCUCACAACUGAUAUAUAAUAAUAGCCUGAGAGUGGAUCUCUUACGCGAUGACUGGAUGGGUGCCGCACCGUUGGCCUCUCCCGAAACGUUAAGCGAUGACUGUUCGAGUAUAUCAUCGCGAAGUACAGGUGUUAGAGCCAGUUGGGCAGCGCUACCCGUGUUUACUAUUAACGACAGACAAUUUAUUGAACAAAUGGCAAUCAUUGAUCAGCCGAGAAGUAAUACUGAUUGUCAAUACAAUAGUAAAGCUGACAGUGAGGUUAAUGGCAAUCACAGAAUCAGUGGUGUUAUGAAUAUACCUCUCGGCGAAAAUGAUAUUCAAAUUAAUUCAAAUUUCAAUGGAAUGGAUGAUUUGGAUGAUGUGAAUAGAAAUAUA